Molecule: messenger RNA, 741 nt
Organism: Phaeoacremonium minimum UCRPA7
Lineage: Eukaryota; Fungi; Ascomycota; Sordariomycetes; Togniniales; Togniniaceae
Product: putative duf895 domain membrane protein
Exons: 1
Coding region: 1-741 (246 amino acids)
Source: RefSeq, a predicted model, not a curated record
AUGUGGAAGCUACUUUGCCGCAAAGAGAUCCUCCUUCUACUCCCGAUGAUCUUCCAAAGCGUCUUCUCCGAGGCCUUUUUCUCAACAUACAAUGCCACUUACUUCACAGUUCGGGCUCGUGCCCUAGCUUCCUUGGUCGCCAGCUCUUGCGUGAUUGUCUCCAAUUUCGGCUUGGGAUUCUUCUUGGAUUGGCGCAAACCGACAUUGAACGCAAGAGCCGUAGGAGCCUUUGUCUUCAUCUACGCCUUCGAACUUUCACUGUACAUCUACGCGAUGAUCGUUACAAAAGACUACGAAGGACGGGACACGAAGCCCGUGCUAGAUUGGACAGACGACGGUUUUGGCAGAGGAGUCUGCGUUUACAUUUUCAUGCUCGUCGGCUUCAACCUUAUGUACGACUACCUCUACUGGCUUGUUGGAACGGUUAACAAGGAUGGUGCCGAUCUGAUCCGUCUAAGUGCCGUUAUUCGAGGCGUGGAGAGUUGCGGCCAGGCCAUUUCCUACGGGAUCAACUCUAUAAACCAGGCCACGUUUCCGCUCUCUGGUGCAGUCGCGGUCAAUCUGUCAUUCUUUGCGGCUUGCAUUAUCCCUUCCGCCUUUGUUGUUUUCAAAAUUGGUAUAAUCAAUGGUGUAAAAGUUCACGAAAUCAUGCAAGAUGAAAAUUCAGGGAUGUCCGGAGCGACCGAUCCAGAGCAGUCUGUGGAAAUCCGCCAAGAGCCUGAGAUGAAGUUGGAUAAAUAG